Messenger RNA from Daldinia caldariorum, 2565 nucleotides. Its product is annotated as interferon-related developmental regulator-domain-containing protein. The transcript has 2 exons. Bases 719 to 2110 code for a protein of 463 amino acids. Lineage: Eukaryota; Fungi; Ascomycota; Sordariomycetes; Xylariales; Hypoxylaceae. The record is from RefSeq and is a predicted model, not a curated record.
AUUAAUUAGUUCUUAAGGAUAUCGCAGGUACUUUAUCGCAAUUCCCGACUUAGCGGCGAUACUAUAUACAUUAGGCUAGGGGAUAAUAAGACCCCUCGGCUUGCUCAUAUGAUAAGUUAUGCCUAGGGAGCGUCUAGGCCUAGGUUAGGCAGCUAGGUUCGAAGGAGUCUUUCCUCUUUUGGGGGGAUUUACUUGCCAUAUGACGCUUGUUUUCUAUUAUUCUGGGAUCCAAAGUUCUUGCGUCUGCUUAAAUAAGAAUCUCAAAAUUCCUUUCCCUUUCCAUCUACUUCGCCACUGAUUCGUCCUAAGCCCUUAUACGUAUUUUUUAUCGUUUUUGUUUAACACCUGGUGCGCUCGUAAAAUCAUUUAAAUUCACCGCCCUUUUCCAUACAAUUAUUCACCAUUACAACCCUUCAUUGUUUUGUCAGGGUGUCUUAAGCCAUCAGAACAAAAUCCUUCAAAUAGCAUUUUCUGAGUCUAUCUACACAAAGGCUUUCCGGAAACCCCACAAGUCUCUUACAACAACGGGAUUCAAACCAUCCUCAUGGAAUUCAAGUCGCAAACAAACUUGUCGUUUCAUCGUUCGCACACAAAAGGAUUCAAAACUUGAUACGACGCCUGCCACCUUAUACUUAUAGGCUAUAAGUUAUUAGCUCGCCCACUCAACUUAACGAUACUACCGCAUUGGCGCAACUUUUCCAAUAAGGGUAUUGCCAAAAUGCAUGAUUUACGCAAGAAAAUCUUCGAGAGCGGCAAGACCGUCUCCAGAAAGGCGCGCUCGCGACAACAGUCAGCACAAGCAUCGCCUGCUGGUUCACGUGCGGCUUCGCGAGCGGCAAGUCGUCAGGCAUCAGAAGAAGAAGAUUCGAGCGAUUAUGAAUACAACGAGAGUAUAGCUAGUUCUGUUAUUAAUUCCGAGGAUGGCGAUGAAUCAGGCCUGGUCCCCCCGGCGGAAAUCUUGCACAGUCGCAUUGUGGAUUUACUCGACCAGAAGCGCGAUGGCGCCCAGGAUCGCGAGGACAAAUUAACGGCAUAUACGGAACUCAUUCGACAUCAUCCUAGCGCCGAAGAAAUUGAUGGACAAAUGAAUGAGCUCAUACCUCUGCUCUUAAAAACUAUACGUGGCCGCAGAACUCCCCAGGGAGUCUUGUGGGCUUUGAGAGCUCUUAUGUUAACUAUCCUUACGACGGGGGAUGAAAGUAUUCAUGACCGUGUCUACCCAACUUUGAAGAGUCUCUCUCAGGACACAAACUACGACGACGAUGACGAACUAAUUAAAGUAGCUACUAUCAAGGCGAUGGGUAUCUCUACGAUGUGCGGGGGAGGCUCAGAAACCGCGGCCGAAGAAUUCUUAGAAUUUCUUAUUGAGAUCAUUGAAAGCGAUGGUCAUAUUGUGGAGGCUGGCGACAAUGGCCCGGUCGUUGCUGCAGCACUAAAGACAUGGGGAUUUGUCGCCAGUGGCCUUGAUGACCUCGAAGACCAAAGUACGCAAGCUCUAGAAGCAUUCACAGAACAGCUAGAAAGUAGCGAUGUUGAUGUCCAGGUUGCCGCUGGAUCGAAUAUUGCUUUACUUAUGGAGGCUGCGCGCGAAUAUGAAGAAGAGAAUGGCGAGACCUGGAAUUUGCGCUUCGACCAGGAUGGACUUCUUCGGCGAUUAAAUGCCCUCACUAGAGAGUCCUCGAAGGCGAUAUCUAAGAGGGAUAGAAGGCAGCUUCACAGCAGUUUUAAUAGUAUCGUAACCUCCCUCGAGCAUGGCAAGGGUCCCGGAUAUUCGACAGCGCGACGCUUUUCAAGCAAUCCGCACACUGGCGGUAACAGGACUGAUUUUAAUGAGGACUACCAAGAAUACGGCUACCGGCAAAGAUUCCGGAUCCAGAACAUCAGCAUCACCAUCGACAGCUGGUCUUUGUCGGCCCGAUUAGAAAUGCUUAAGUCUAUCCUUGGGGGUGGUCUCGCCAGUCACUAUAUAAAUAACCCGGUGGUGAAAGAUCUGCUGAGUGGUGCUAAGACUGAGUAUGUCUCGUCACCACCUAGGGACAAGCUAUCUACAUCCAAAUUGGCAUCUAAGUCGGGUCACGGGAAAAAAGCCGUGAAGAGUGUUUCUGAUUGAGCAUUAGAGGGCAUCCGGCAAUCUCAUAUUCUUUCCGCGUCAUCCGUUUUCUUCGAGCGUCAAACUUUUUAUGGAUAUUUUUUCUGUUGGCAUUGGUUAUCGGAUAUUACUCGCUCGCGUUUUCGAAUUCUAUCUUAUAUUGCAUUUUAAUCCUACAUGUGGUUCGCAAAUAUUACGUGCAAAGUACCUGUUGAAACCUGCCCAACUUCCGGAAUACCCAAACAGGAGAGGUGGGUGACAUGAAUGCGGUUACCCGCAUAUUCUGUGUGUACCAUUCGUGUGAGAUGAGCAGCCAAGGCCUGGCCUCGAGAAUCUCUUAAGCUGUAACCCCCACCUGGCAAACGCACUGAUUAUUCUGGUAGUUAGGUAUGAGCAAUCAGAGAGAGAAGCAAAGACAACGCAGAGUGCGGAGGUGUUUGGGCGGAAGAGACCUAUUUAUUAUAUUGGGGACAGAU